Dryobates pubescens (Downy woodpecker) is the source of this 1719-nucleotide messenger RNA. It is a transcript of the gene RUNDC3B, whose product is annotated as RUN domain containing 3B. The coding region runs from base 189 to 1535 and encodes 448 amino acids. NCBI's taxonomy places the organism in Eukaryota, Metazoa, Chordata, Aves, Piciformes, Picidae. The transcript has 11 exons. The record is from RefSeq and is a predicted model, not a curated record.
UUUUUCUCGGGCUGCCGCGGGGCUCUGCUUUGCUGUUGGCUCUGGGGAGCACUGAGGGAAAUACGGGGGCCGCCUCCUCCUCCUCCCGCUCCUGCUCGGUGAGCGGCGGGCGCAGCAUCCUCGGCAGCGGGAGGCCGGGAACAAAGGCUCGGCGCCAGCCCCGGCGGCUCCCCCUGCGCCCAGCGGGGAUGGCGGCCCUCGGCUUAGGGGGGCUCAACGUCCCCGCCCGCAGGAAGAGCGGCCCGGCCCGCAACGCGGCGGUGGAACGGCGGAACCUGAUCACGGUCUGCAGGUUUUCAGUCAAGACUUUGAUUGACCGUUCAUGCUUUGAGACCAUCGAUGACACCUCUCCCGAAUUUCACAAUUUUGCAGCCAUUCUGGAGCAGAUCCUAAGCCAUCGACUCAAAGGUCAGAUCUCCUGGUUUGGCUACGAAAGCCCUCGUAGCUUCUGGGACUACAUUCGCGUAGCUUGCCGAAAGGUCUCCCACAGCUGCAUCUGCAGUAUUGAGAACAUGGAGAACGUCGGUUCUUCUAGAGCUAAGGGUCGGGCCUGGAUCAGAGUGGCACUGAUGGAGAAGCACCUGUCUGAGUACAUCUCCACAGCCCUCAGAGACUUCAAAACAACCAGGAGGUUUUAUGAGGAUGGAGCCAUUGUCCUUGGGGAAGAAGCCAACAUGCUUGCUGGGAUGCUGCUGGGACUCAACGCCAUUGAUUUCAGUUUUUGUCUGAAGGGAGAAGGCUUGGAUGGCAGCUUUCCAGCUGUCAUAGAUUAUACACCCUACCUGAAGUUCACCCAAAGUUCUGACAGCAUCAGCAGUGAUGAAGAAGAGCUGAGGACGCUGGGCAGCAGUGGCAGUGAAGGCAGCACUCCAGAGAACAUUGGUCCUCCUUUCAUCACGGAUGAGAACAGUUGGUACAACAAAUGCAAAAGGGUGGAGCAGAAGUACAGGCUGGCCUUGGAGCAGAAGGGCUACCUUGAAGAAUUGGUACGGCUCAGAGAGAACCAACUCUCUGAAUCCGUCUCACAGAACAAGCUGCUGCUCCAGAGAAUCGAAGAUAUGGAUCUGGCCCAUAAAAUGGAGAAGGAGCAGCUGGAAUAUAUCAUUGUGGAGCUGCAAGACCAGCUGACUGUGCUAAAGAACAAUGACUUGAGGUCAAGACAGGAAUUAACCACUCACCUCACCAACCAGUGGCCUUCCCCAGGAGCUCUGGAUGUCAAUGCUGUUGCCUUGGAUACUCUCCUCUAUAGAAAGCACAACCAACAAUGGGAUGAGAAGAGUUUUCACAGCCUGGACCAGCUUUCAGCAGAAGUUAGCCUUUCUCAGUCCUCUCUGGAGCCAGGUCACUCACAGGAUGGCAAGCAGGAUGGAAUCAACUUGUUGCACGAAGGGAAGGAGGACACCCCAUCGCUGCUCGGGCUCUGUGGCUCCCUCACAUCAGUAGCCAGCUACAAAUCCCUCACCAGUCUGAAAUCCAGUGAAUGUCUUGCAAGCCCCACAACAGAGAUGACAAGUCCAGGCUUAACACCAUCCUGAGGCACAGCCAAGACCAAAGAGCUUGGUGUUGUAGGCAUGGGCUUGUGUUCCACAGCACGCCUGGCAAUGGGAACUGCUCCUUCUGUUACCAAACUCAGCUGCUUUAUUUUUCUCUCUUCAUGGUUUCCUGCUCAAGUCACAAGUUCUGUCCCUUUUCAUUCACUUUGGGGGUUUUUGGUUUCUU